Molecule: messenger RNA, 828 nt
Organism: Arachis stenosperma
Lineage: Eukaryota; Viridiplantae; Streptophyta; Magnoliopsida; Fabales; Fabaceae
Product: NAC domain-containing protein 91-like
Exons: 4
Coding region: 1-828 (275 amino acids)
Biological process (GO): regulation of DNA-templated transcription
Molecular function (GO): DNA binding
Source: RefSeq, a predicted model, not a curated record
AUGGCAGAGCUAAGUGCGGCUGCAACCUUCACACCCAGCGAUGAAGAACUCAUUCAUUUCCUCUCCGACAAGGUGAAAGGCCAAUCCAUGGACGAGGACGCCGCCAUCAACAUCCACGAAUGUGAAUACUUGUACGGCCGCAACAAGAACCCUUGGGACAUUUGGCGUGACUUCGCGGGCGACGUUGAUGCCGGCAGGACCGCCCUUUUCUUCUUCUCCCCCAACAAGAAGCACCAUUCCACCGCCUCCCGCCCCAUCGGAGCCGGCGUCUGGGAAGCUGAAGCAGAAACCAUUGACGGCGAAGGCAUCGUUGGCAAGGGCAAGAACCGCCGUAUUGGGACCAAGAAAUGUUUCAUCUUUGACAAGAGUGGCACCUCCUACGAUGGUGCAUGGAUCUUGCAUGAAUACACUCUUCAUGGAUCGUCGCUCCACACUAAUACUUCAGUGGAUAAUAGCUAUGUUAUAUGCAAAUUGAUAAAGAAUGUAGAAGGUGAAGCUCAUCCAGUUGAGGUGCAGUUUGGAGACAAAAGAAAAAGGCAUGCGCAAUCCGCCACCACCAGCGGCGUUCAAAUUGAUGUUAACGCUCCUCAUUCAUAUGUGGUGCUGACCACUUGUCAUUUAUAUUUUAAGAGGAACACUAAAGAACAAGAGGUCCAAUUCAUACCAAAUGAACUUGGCAGGCGAAUGUUGUUGGAAAGGAAAUAUGAUGAGGAUGGUUUAAUUCUUUCUUUCAUUGUUAAACAAGGAUUACCAAUCACGAACGAGAACCUCAUCAGAAACCUCAUGCAGCUGCAAGGGGGAACAAGAAGAGGUGGAAAAGGCCUCUAA